Tupaia belangeri chinensis (Chinese tree shrew) is the source of this 1048-nucleotide messenger RNA. RefSeq lists its product as uncharacterized. The transcript has 6 exons. Lineage: Eukaryota; Metazoa; Chordata; Mammalia; Scandentia; Tupaiidae. The record is from RefSeq and is a predicted model, not a curated record. Bases 44 to 979 code for a protein of 311 amino acids.
CUCCGCCCCCAGGCAGCCCGGGCCCGCCAGCAAUCCCUCUCGAAUGGAGAUCCUAGACGAGUUCGACAGCGAGUUUCCCCAGAGCGUGACCUUCUGCCAGCUCAUCUCCGAGGAGGACUUCGAGAGGCAGGCUGCCACCCACACCGAGCGCUCCCUGCGCCGCCUCUUCCGCAGCCUGGACCGCAACCCCGCACUGGCGGAGAGGGUGGUGCGCAAGGGCAAGCAGACCGAAUGCGAGCGCCGCGGGCUCCUCUCCUUCCUUUGGCCCUGCCUCUGCUGUGGUUUGCAGGCGAAGUUCUUCCGUGCCUUCCAGGGGGAGCUGAACCAUUGCAACAGCAUGGGUGCCUUAGAGAUGCACCAGCGCUUGGAGCAGCUGAAGAGGAGCAUCCACCGCGUGCACCUGUACUCCCAGGGCACCAGGAAGAAGAGAAGGAAACCCAAGUUGAGGAAGCCAGGACCCAUCCUCUUGCUGGACCGGUCGACCUCCCCAUGCCUGCCACCAGCACUCUUGCCACCUCCGCCGCUGCCACCCCCUGCCACCACCCUGGCAUCCGUGGUGGCCUCGUCACCUCCCAUCUACACUAUGCCCAGGGUCUUUGGCCCCUUCUCUCCACUGCCCAGCAAGCCGAUGGAGAACUCGGACAUGUCAAGGUCUGAAGGGAAAUUAAACUGGAGUGGCCUGUCAUCAAACCCAAAGAGCCACAUGGUUGACCUGACCCCCUUGGUCCUCAAUCCCGGAGGCUUCCAUUUCUCCUACCUGACUGGAAGCGGUGCACACAAGCUCCACUGUCCUGGCCUCCCCUGGGCCUCGGCCUGUAGUGUCUCCCAAGACACUGAUGAGACUCCAUCUGCGGCUGUCAAGGCUUCCAUCUUCUCCCCGCCGAUGCUCCUCAAGUUCCAGCCCGUGCCCAAACCCAAAGACGACUCAGAAAACGACCCUGGCACUGCAGAGCCCGUGACCCCCAAGAGGAGCCCGUGACCUCUUGCUUGCAGACCCUGGCCUGAGGAAUGAAUAAAGUCCCCAUGGAGGUGCCUUCCUUGUGUGGGC